AUGUUUGCAGAUGUAAUUGGCAUUUUGACUGGUGUUGGAGUUGAGAGGGAGAUUGUUACAAAUGGAAAGAAGUCAAAGAUGAAUGUGAUUGAGAUUGAGUCUGCCGGCCUCAGGGUUGAGUGUGCCCUCUUUGGCGCCUAUGUUGAUGAGUUAGCUAAUUUUCUAGGAGGGGGUGAACUCAACAACCCUGUUGUCAUUAUUCAGUUUGCCAAAGUGAAAUCAUUCCAGGGGAACAACAGUCUUCAGAAUGUGCAUGGUGCUACCAAAAUCCUGUUUGACCCUGAUCUUCCUAUGGCAUCUGUUUUGAAAUCAAAUUAUUUAGAUGCUAAUGCGAGUGCAUCCCAUACACUAAGUCAACUGUCAGAUUCCAAAUCCGUAUCUGGUGAAGAGGAUUUUUUGGUCUUAACUAGCAGCAAGUCCAUUGCUGAACUUAGUGAUAUUAAGAAGGACUGUGUGUGUGUCGUGUAUGGAACCAUACUCCCUAUGGAAGAAGGUGUGGACUGGUGGUAUACUGCCUGUAGAUGCAGUCGUAAGGUGUAUGCUGAUGAAAGGAUGUUUUUCUGCGAGGGAUGUAAUCGCCAUGUUAUUGCAGUUUACCCAAGGUUCCGUCUUCAAUUGAGGGUGGAAGAUAACUCUGGCAGUGCUAAUUUCAUCCUCUUUGACAAGGAAGCCACAGCACUGCUUGGCAAAACAUGCACUGAGAUGGUUGAUUCAUGUGACAGGAAUGAAGGUGGUACUGGGUUACCUGUUGAAUUGACCAGUGUGUUUGGGAGAUCUGCUCUUUUCAAAAUAGAGGUGAAGAAUUUCCAGGGUCAGAGGUUUGAUAGGUCCAGAUUUGAGACUUCGUAUCGUGUUAAGCGUGUUUGCACUGAUGAAUUGAUUAUCGAGCAGUUCAAACAUUUGCAGCUAGAUCUGAGUGUGGGUGCAUCUUCUAGCCGUGGCAUGCUGACCCCUCAGUCCACACUCAACAAAGAAGUCCUCCGGAAUGAAGACAUCGGGAAGGAUUUGCUGGAUGAGUUUGUCGUCGUCUCCAGUGAGAAGGUUUCAGAGCCUGAUUUGUCAUCUGAACUUCCAACCACUGAUCUGAAUGCAAAUACUCAGGAGACCAUAAGUCCAAAGAGGAGUCCCUCCCCUGACAACGAGGGUGUUCAGGUUCUGUCCAACAGGAAGAAGAAGGUGAUUCCAAAGGCAAAGAAGGAUAAGAUUUGAAACCUAUCAUAUUGACGAUGCAGCUGUUUGAAGUCAGAGUAUUAAGUCCAUGAUU
Lotus japonicus is the source of this 1264-nucleotide messenger RNA. Its product is annotated as replication protein A 70 kDa DNA-binding subunit A-like. The record is from RefSeq and is a predicted model, not a curated record. The coding region runs from base 1 to 1209 and encodes 402 amino acids. The transcript is spliced from 8 exons. Lineage: Eukaryota; Viridiplantae; Streptophyta; Magnoliopsida; Fabales; Fabaceae.